Messenger RNA from Porites lobata, 26059 nucleotides. Lineage: Eukaryota; Metazoa; Cnidaria; Anthozoa; Scleractinia; Poritidae. The record is from the annotation of a GenBank genome assembly.
AUGGUUAUGAGACGGGCAGUUCUUUCUGCAAGCUUCGAUAACAAGCAACGAGCUCAAACAAUGAACGCACGAGAAAAUUUGAGGCUCGAAAAACAGCAACGUGAUUUUGAUCUGUUCAAGAAUAACGUCGAGAAAACAUACAUGGUGGAAAAAAACAGGGUUAAAUCGCGGAUGCAGAGUUUGCGGAAAAAUGUACUGUCCCGAACGCAAUCGAACGAGACUGUAUCGUCAGUUUCUUCUUCGAAUUCGACGAAUUCGAAAUUUGAUGCCGCGAACGAAGUUCAUUUACCAAAGCUUAGUGCAAGUCCGAUGGAGAUCGCUGAUAGAAAAUUACUUGGCGAAUUGGAAUUAAGCAGGUCUGUUCCAGAUAUUCAUUUAAUAUGCGGAGAAAAGGAGCAAAGAUUAACGCACCUGCCUUCGAUAAGCACAAACAGUCCUCGGGUUAAAAAACGUUUAACAGACGAAAAUAUUAGGAGAAACACGUUGACCUUGAGUCCACCACACUCACCACCUUACGCUAGGACCCGAUCACAUGAAGACAUUAACGUGAACACAGAAUGCCCACUUGAAAAUAACGGGUUUAUUCCUAAAUUCAAAUCACACGAAGCCAUCGAGAGCAUAACUCUUCAACGAGAGUUCCGGGAUGUCGGUUCUUGUAGCCGGCUUACGUCACGUAGAAGAAGCUUAAGUACUAGCGACAUCACGCUAACUGAAAGAAUUCACUGUUUUCUUGAAAGUGUGGACAAUUCCCAUCUGGACAUCUGACACACUGGGUAGCAAAAGCUUUAAUUCAGAGGAGGAACAAAUCUUUGGAAACUGAUGUCCAAACGGUUACACUGGUCCAGGAGCCUAUUACGGCCGAGUGGACCUGAACGAGAAAUGCCCGGAACACUUUCAUUUUUUUAAACUUAGCUAGUUUAGGUAGUAUUGUUGAACCAGUCGUAAGGCUGUAGGUGUGAUGCCGUCGUGUACAUUGAACCAAAGUGUAAACCGAUUUUGUGUGAUGUGCUUGUACCGUCUUAACUUACUGCGCAUCAGCACUUUCAGUUUUUGCCUGCCCGUGCGGAGAUGUGGAAAAGAAUUAUAGUUGUCAAAAAUAAUUAGUCCCUUGCGGAAUUCGAUCAUGUUCUGGGCUCUAGUUGAUAGGCCGUGCAUCCCGCGUUCAGGGCAUAAACUUCAAAACUUUUUGAAGUUACUUCUCGGCCCCAACAAAACUUCACUUUGUUCAGAUAUCGAAGAUAUAAACUCGACAACAUUUUUCGCUUAAGUUAAUGGAAUGUAACUGUGGGAAUCGCAGAUGAAAUAACUCAAACACCGAGAAAGGUAAAAAAAAAAAAAAAAAAAAAAAAACUAAGAAUGUGGAGCUUUUCAAAAAACAUUAAAACAACAAAAGCCAAACAGUUUGUCUGAGUAAUACUUUGAAAUGCCUUUUGGAAUGUCAAGAUUAAGAAAACUGUCAAAACUAGUAACUAAAAACGCACACAAAAUGACAACUCAAGUCAGUAGUGGCGGGAACUCAACCACAAAUGUUUGCAUGGAAAACACCGGCGAGUGGUGAACUCUUCAGUCUAUAGUAAAAUGGGAGACUAGUGAUGCCUGAACUUACUUAAAAGUCUGUGAGUGAGAUACUAUCAUGGUGUGAUCAUUCAAAUAAAACCUCGUCUUUGGCAGCACUUUAUCAUAGCUUCAUAUACGUUUAAUAGGGCAAUUCGAUAUGUGGGCCAAUUCUUUGUUUAUUGGUCUCUUUAAGGGGUAAAAGGCUCUUUAAUUUUGACUUAUGACGACCUAACUAUUUAACACUAGCCUCUGAAUACUCAGUCGUAUAUUUUUUACCUUCAGCGCCAAAACAUGAUGAUGAUUUUUUCCCAACGAGUCUGCAUCGUAUUGAUGAUGACAAGAGUUCUUACUAUGAUUUUUUUACGGUCCAAAUUUUGUUUUGUUUCAAACAAUAUUUAAGCCAAACAUACACGCAAAUUAUAAUUAGUUCUAAACAACAAUUUUUUAAUCUUUUUGUGUUUGCAUGUGUAUAUAUGGAUCAAUUGUUUUACGUAUUGGCGACGUAUGUGUCAAGUUAAGACACUUUAAUGCCAAUAUUCUAAUGGCUAAACUAAUCCUUCAUAAUCGUACGUAUCUAUUUCAUGUCUUUCAUAUCUUUCAGCCGGAAAACACAAGCGGCUUUUGUUUUUCUUGUCUCGAAAGUUCUUUUUCGUUCAUCCAUUUGUUUUAAUUUUUCCAGUGUGUGAAUGUCUGGGCUCGAUUGCUCGAUUACCAGCCGCUUUUCGGGAAAUGAGCCUGCACUCCUACUCGCUUAGACCGCAAGGUAGCCUGUGUAGCAAGCGUUUCGGUGUGGUUUCGGAGCGAAGAAAGACCAACGAACGACAAGGAACGGGGAACAAGAGCUCACUCCCUCCCAGCUCUUUUUCUCGCCCUAUUUUUCGCGCGGUCUUUGACUCUCGUAACUUGUUCUUUGCUCCGAAACCGUACGGAAACGAACCGCAAGGAACAAAACCUCACCCACUAGAGCGGCGACCGAUCGACGAUCGGAUCGACCGAUCUCCCGAUGGAGCCCAUACACCUUGACAUUUUUUCAUCGAAUGAGUACCAUUCUUGUUUUAGCGCUCUCCUUCCAGGGAAAAUUUCAAGCAAGGCCACCCUUCCCCGCCCACUCUUGCCUCACUUCGUAACACAGUUAGGAGGACUGUGGUUCAAGGAAAGCUUCUUUCUUUAUCGCUACUGACUAAAAGAGUUUCACGGGGUGAUCUCUAAUAAGUUAAUUUCAAGUUAUUUGUUUUUUCUUGAUCUUCUCAAAUAAUCUUCAAGACGCUAAACUCUGCUAUAGUUAAGUUAAAAGGACUAUGUAGUGUCUAGCCUGCGAGCAAGCUCUCCAUUUGCGGGAUAUCGUGUAAAGUACACGCGCGAGAGGCGCGCGAGAGGAGACGCGACUGUCCCUUGCGGCUCCCUUCGCUCGCAGGCUAUGUAGUGUCUAGCCUGUGUGGCAGGCGCAAAAAGGGGAGGGAGAAGGGGAUGGCUGAAGUCAUUAUUUAGUUCCUAAGCUUUAGAGUAUGAAGAAAAUAUCAAACAAAUUUCAUCAAGGAGGACUAACAAUAUUGUCUUUGGUGAUUUUUGCCGUCCGGCAGCAGUUAAAAACUUGGCCCAAUUUUUUUUAUCCAUGUCGAUCCUUGCCAUCCGUGGCAAAAGACGAUACGAAACAGUUUCUAUGCUUAAAUAAAGUCAUAAAUAACAAAACCACAAUAUGAACUGAAGCACACACUACCAACUCCGCGGUAUGGCCAGUACCUUACGCAUGCGCACAGUGAUCGUAAGUGAGACUUCGCUGGCUAUGCCAUGCUGAUGAGUCCUAACAAGAACGAAAAAGCUGUCCAUAACUGCCACUGCCGGGGUGAUAGGGCUGUACCCAUGCGUAAGGUACUGGCUAUACCGCGGAGCUGGUAGUGUGCAUGUGCUUCAGUUCAUAUUGUGGUCUUAUAAAUAACAAAACUGGAGCAUUAUUUUGGAAUUUUAAGAAGACACGACUCAAGUUUAGCUGGAUUCACUUGCUAGAAGACGGAUCCAGUGUAUAAAAGUGUACUUCUUUAAUAUUCAUUUAUUAAUUACUUUCUUUCCUGGACAGAUAAAUUCCUUGGGUACUAUCAUAAGGUUAUUGGGCUAAUAACGCAACCGAAAACAGUGAGAGAGAUGUGAUAUAGCAGGUUGCAGGAGUAACACAUUGCUCUAACUUGAUAAGUACAACGAGUACUCCGGUUUUGAAAAAGAGUCCCGCAGUCGUACUUUUGUUGUGAUGGAUCAUUAUUUGACAUGUCCUCUCUCUUCUCGUGGCUACCCCGCUCUCUCCAACAACAACAACAAGCAAUCACGCGCGUGCUAAUCCCGAUAGCUGCUGUUAGCCAAAACAAGCCCCAAGAAGCUCAUUCGAAAAAACACGGUGUAAUUGUUUUUGUUACUGAAACUUAGUUUUUAGCGAGCCAAGCGAUACCUUACAGAUAGUUCAUAGGUGGCCCAAGGUGAAGCUGUAAAUAUCACCAGGUCAUCACCAUGCAAAGUUGAAACGCUAUAAAAGAGCUAUGAAAAAGCUCUAUGAAAGAGAAGCUGAAUAGCCCUAUAUAAAUUAUUAUUGUUAUUAUUAUUAUUAUUAUUAUUAUUAUUAUCAUUAUUAUUAGUAAAUCGGCUAGUCUUUCUUAAGUUGUGUGUUUCUUCUCCUGUGUGGUUCCCGAACCGAUUUAUGACCAUCUUAUGGCUUUUAAUGGAACCAGUUUGAUUAAAGGAUCACUGCUAGGAUACAGCAAACCUGUUGCAAUAAGACCCUUAAAGCAAAUAUGGUUUGUACAGGAGCCGAUUACUUUUGGCUUGUAUGGGUACAUUAAAACAAUGAAUUGUAUAGAUGGUCCCUACAUUACUUAACUGUGACAUCUCGCGCUUCGAUAACCUGAGAUCAUGCGUUAUUUAUUUAUUCAUUUUUUGCUUCUUUGGCUCGAGAGGGAAAAAAAAUCCCGAAAACAGAUUACAGAGAUAAAGGGAGGGGGCAUGCUCACGGACUGGCGCUUCGACAGAUUUUGUGUGAGCCCGCGAACUUAUCUUUUGCGCAUGUCAAGUAACGACAACGAAACAAGAUGGCGGUCGCACUGGAUUCACAAACUUGUGGAUCAUGUUGUCUAAAGUUGAAAGAACUCGUCAGCAACUAUAAGGAAGAAUUAGGUCUGAAAGGAAAGGAAUUUGAUGGCACUAAAAGUAAGUACUGACCUGGCUUAUUUUUUAGUUCCCUAUGCGUCAUUUAUUUGCGAGGUGCACAACAUACAAUGUAAGCUUUCACUACUGUGUACGCAAUGAAGUGUUUCCCUGUAAAAACUUACCUUUCUUUUUGCAGUUCACGUUUUUGGGUCAUUAAAUUUCUACUCAGAACACAGUAAAUUUACUGACUUACUGAACAGCAUCAGAUCAAAAUGCCAGAGCUGCGCAAGCUGGCCGGAUCCUGCAAAGGCUAUUCGAGCUUCUCUGGUAAGGGAUGGGUUAUCCAAUUAUUAUAAUUUAUUAACAGAGCAUGAUUUCCUCAAUUUAUAACUGGCCAUUAUUAAAAAGCUUAAUUUUGUAAAGCUCUAUAGAUAUGUCACAAGGCUUGAUUAUUACUCAGCCUCCACUGUUGUGCAUGGCAGGGAAAAGGAUUGUCUGCAUUGUGUACAAUGGUCACCCUUGGGAAAUGGCAAGGUGACCAUUAUAUACAAGGUGACCACUAUAUACUGGUUUGACUGUAUAAGCUUACUUUAUGUCUGGCCCAAUGACAGGGUAAAAAGAUUUUUAAAAGUCCUGACUUCUGAUUAGCUAUCGGAGGGGGCGAGAUGGGCACUUUUUCGCGAUUCCUGACUUCGUCUUACAGCAAAACAAUUUGUUUUUGCCAUACAAUAAAAUUAAUACUUUACUGACAAGUCCUAUAGGAUUUCAAAUCCCAUGGAAAACAAUUUUUGGUUCCGUUCCCAUAGAUCAUGGCCGAGGAAACCAUCUGUUAACAACUUUUUUGGUUCCAUGAAUUUUCAUGGAAACCCACCUCAGUUUUGCAAAGUCACGUAUUUUUUUCUUGGUACUGGAAGCCAUAAACCAGUAACAUGCAAUGUACUUUGGGAACCAUUCAAGAUGGGGAAUGAUAGAAAACUGAUAGAUGCUAAACAAUAUCUCACUGGGAAACUAUUUUUACAAUUGCGUUAUUUUAAGACCAUGGUAAUGACAUGGUACCGGAAAACAUCGUUACUGUGAAAUCCGGGGGCUUGUAUUUACCAUGCUUGUUCAGGUUGGGAAGGCUCUAUGUGGCCUUGUAAAUGAUGUCUGUCAAGGUCCAUAAAGAUGCAAUAAAAGAACUUUGUUAACAUUUAGCCACCUUGACCUCUUGCUCGAUCAACAGAAAAAUAUAAAAUUCAACACUGAGAAAUUCCCCAACCCCAGCAGACUUUAGAUAACAAAUGCCCCAUUGUGGUAACACACAACUUGGUAAAUGCUUGUCAAUGACAAAUGCCUGCGUGGAGGUGGGGAGUGUUGUUAUUGGUACAUUUGGAAUUAACUGAGCCAUAGGACUCUUGGUUUUGACUCUGCACUAAAUUAAUAUGCAAGGAGUUGAUGUGGUUUACCUUUUCAUAGGAAAGGCAGCAACAAAUUGAUAAUCUUGCACCUGUGAAAAACUACCUAUCAGAAUGCUUGGAUAAGCUGCAAAGUGCUAUGACAGGUACAGAGUGUAAACAAUCAGCACCCUCCUAUUAUCAUCAUAAAGGGGGGCAGCGUGGCCGAGUGGUCAGCGAGUCAGACUUGCAAUCCAGCGGUUCCAGGUUUGAGUCCUGCUCUGGCCACUUGCUGGAUCUGUUCUCGGUGGUCCCAAGUUGAAAUCCUUGGCCACUCUUGUAAAUAGCCAACUGGUUGCCUCCUGCCAGGUUGGGGUUUUUAAUCCUGUUACGUUGUAUUUGAAUUAUUUUUUUUCUAAGUAUUAGAGUGGAUUGCCUGUAAACUAGCUGGAUAAGCAAAGUGCACUUUCCACCAUAAACAAGCCUUUAAACCUUUAAACCUUUUUUCGUGCCAGGCCAACCAUACCCUGAUACAGUCUAGAUUCCAUAAAUGAAUCGCCACAACCAGUAUCAAAUUUGAAUCUACAUUCCUGCAUGUGUAAAAAUCAAGUGUUAAUUUUUUUACAAUAAGCUCUCUGUAUUUGGUCCGAUAGAAAGAUUUUUGAAUGGAUAAAAUUGCUUUAAAGAGUUUUAUAUCAAAUUCAAGAAAACUGAGGAGGUACAAAUUUCAUAACUACGUGGCGUGUCAAUUCAUUGCUCAUUACACAUGCAUAAAUGCAAAGGAUUCAGCUUUUGAAUAAUAACAUUAAUGACAUCUUGGGGGUACACUUGAACCUUGCAUGACUGUAAGAUGCAUACGUGUUGCUUCCUUUUACACAUUUGUCUUAAAUCAUUAUGCUCUACAUUUUUUGUAAAUAAAAUUUAAAAAAACUCAACAUGCAUCACCAUUGUACAUGCUUAUUUUAAGUUAUUCAUCAAUUUUGCUUUUUAGAGAAAUCAAUAAAAGUUGUUGUACAAAGGCUUGAAGCAAUAACAAGAAAAGUUGGGUAGGUGUUAUCAGUGUCUCCAUGUAUAGGUAUUAUUUGGGUGUCUCAUGGGUGGAUCAGAUCUAGGUUUGUCCAGGGGGACCACAGCCCCCUCCCCUUUUUUUUCUGUAGAAUUUUGCAUUAUUUCAAGGGUGUCACUAAGAUUUCAAGUUGCUGGGUAAAAGCGACAAGUAGGCAGGGGAUCAAUCAUUCCUUUUCUUCUGUAGCUAAUUAUCUGUGUUGAAAUUUCAUUUUUAUAGGCUGAAAUUCAUUGAAAAUGGAAGAGACUGUUUCAUUAAUUCAGACAUGUUUUAUGUUGAGGUACAGUGUUGCUCAUUGCAGAAUAGGUUUUAAUUUUUUUUUGUAAUUGCAAGAGAUGUCCAGAACAGGGCUCGAAUGACCCACCUGGUUGUCUGGGCCAAGCAGAUUACACUGUAUCUUGCUGGGUGUGUAACUUGUCUUAAUCUCACUGGUCCAAAGGGGUGGGGAGUCCAGGCAAAUCAUCUUGUACCUAUUAAUAAUAAUUAUUUAAGACAAGCAAGUAAUGGCUCAGUAGUAGCAAGCAAAAUGUGAGAGCUGUUUUCUCAAAGGAUAAGCUGGAAUUCAAAUAGUUUUUUUGUGUUUCUAGUUUCUAUGGUAACUGUUACACUUUGCGGUCGUGUCGUGUCUGUAAGUAAGAAAAGCGAUAAUUCUGAAGGCCAGAUACAAAAUACCGUAUGAUUCAGUUCACAAACGAGGAGGAUCUAUUACAAUCUCAUCGCUGCUUGUCAUUUUAUCAAUUUAUUUGGUUCAAGUCAAAAGAAAUUUUGUUAUGGUCAUCAGCAUGCUUCAUACUGGUAACAUGAAAGUGAAGUGUGACGUGGUACUUCAGAAACAUAAGCGUGACCUGUCACGCUUCAUUUUAUUUUUGUCUUUGAUGCUAGUCAUUGGUGUGCUAUAAAAGGUAAAGGUGAAGGUAAAGUGUUAAACUUAAUGCUUAAAUGCACCAGACUGAAAUAGGCAUCAUCCUGUGUGUUGAAAUCAUGCUUUAUUUUCUUUGAAAAAACAGGUUACAUUUCAUGCUUAUAUGACAUAGCAAGCCAAUAACUCACAAGUGCACAACAGACAUAACGAAAACUCUGAACACAUGCUCUCUCUAGAGAGCUAUGUUUAGCCUUGCAAACACCCAGAAACAGGGUGCUGUAUUGAUAAUGCUGUGAGGGGGUGACCUACAGUGUGUACGUGAUCCCUUUCCACAACAACCUUGCAAAAUGUAAAGAUCUAAAUUUAUCCAAUCCCAAAGGGUUUCAGGUGUAAAUAAUCAAACUACACACAUUCAAGGUAGACCUAUCUUAGUUGUUUAGAGAACAGCAAGACAAGCUGAUCAUAAGACAUACCAAGGUUGCCUCCAAUUUACAGUUAAUCAAUUUAAAUAGUGAAAAUAUCUUUUCUAUGUUACAGGUGCAAAUGGAAGCUGAUGGAACAGUUUCAGAAGUUAAAGUAGCACAUACUGGUGAUCCUGAGGUAUACAACAAUAAGCCCACAGUGUACAUGUAGGAGAGAUACAAAUUAAUUUACAUGUACUGCUGUUUAAUUCAGCACUUGGUCAAUGUUGCACACGUAAUCUAAGAAAAAUUCUAAGAAGAUAGAAGCUGUGAACCUAAUAAUGAAAGUUAUCUGCAAAAGACAAGAUUGCCUUGUCCACUCACUGAAAGGCAAAAGGAACUGGCUGUUGAUCAGAUAAGAUCUCAAGUUGAUGGGUACAUGCAAUAAAUUAGCCUGUGAAAACAUCCGUUUCUCCACGCUCUUCGGGCCGCUAGGACGUUCCACGCAAAACGUCCCCAGCGGCGAAGAGUGUGGAGAAACGGAUGUUUUCACAGGCUAGCAAUAAGUCAGUUAGGAAGUUAGUACAUGAUGUAUACAUGAAACUACAUGAAGCCUAGGGUCAUGCUCAUACACUGUACAUGUAGUAGCUGGGGAAAUUCCCAGCCUUGGACCUUUCAUGACAGCCCUGGUUAGUACAUGUAUGUCAUUGGUUUAAUUCAUUCUCAGGUCAAACCAGGGGAGCUUUCUAUACACAAACCACCCGGGUGGAAAUCUUGUGCAUAAACAUAGAGCUAUAAAAUUUGUCAUGGUGGGAGAACAAACCACUAAGAAGCAUAUCAAAAUCAGCUGAACAGACUAAAAAGAGUAGAAAAAUCGUGUCACUGCAAAUCACAGCCCAUAUCCUCUGAAAGGAUAUAGGCGCAAACCAUUUUAUUUUCCAACUGUAACUUCCGGUCUACCCUUGUAAACUGUGAGAAUCCAAGAACUCCUUUGUCCUCUAUGAAUAAUCAGGGAAGGAAACAAAUUAAUCUCUGAAUAAUCUGGAUUGAAUAUUGGCUUAACCUGGUUGAGAAUGGAUUUUUCCCACAACAGGUUCACUGGGCUGUCCUAGCUUAGCCAGGGCUGUUUCUUACUGACUUUUGAAUGGGACCUUCUUAAUAAAUACUCAAAAAGUGCCCGUUUUUUUUGUUUUUUUUUUUUGUUUCACAGAGUUGUCCUGAGCUGACAAGAAUACUAAGGUAAAAGUAAUUUGGCUUUUAGAAUUUGCGGUAACAUGUCUUUUGGAAAUAUCUGCUACUGUGACAAGUGUUUGGCAAUGAAGAUCAUACUAACGAAGUUGUUUUAUUAACCCCCAUCACUGAUAAUAGCGGUAUAAUGAGGGCUUUAAAAGUUUGCUUUGGAAACAUCAAAAUUAAAGGAACGGGUUGGAACCUUUUUCUUACCUACAUGCAUGAUAUACAGGUACUUAUUAAAUCAUCUUACAGUUGUAGAAAUACGUUGUAAUUUUAGUUUUUUUUUUCUCUUGCAGAGAAGGAGAUUAUGAUGAAUUUUUAUGCCAUUUACAAGGUCUCUGUGAUCUAUAUCAGUUGUCUCGUGAUACGUGAGUACCUGUGUUUUGUGUUACCUGCAUAUCACGUUUUGUCAUUUCAGAAGUGUAGGAAAGAGGUACCCUAUGUUUUUGGACUAUACAUCUAGGCGUUGGGCUAGCGAGUUUGAUAAAAUCACUAGCCCACAAGGACAAGCCACUGGUCCGAGAAAAACUGAGGUGGUUCGAAACUUUACAAGUGUUUGUAGCCUGCAUUAGGGGUUCAGAACUUUCAUAACUCUUAAUGAGUUCAGACAGAAAUUUUCUGUUUGUGACAAAAGGAGAGUUCGGAUUUGCUAAUCUCUCGGCAUGAGUGCUAUUGUUCGAGGCAUACAAGUUCCUCUGUAUGAAUCGCAAAAAAGGAUGAUGUUUUCUUCAAACUUCGCUGAAAACUUCUUGACCGCUUAUCCCACUCCUUUUUCUCUUCAUGCCCGGUGUGAUUUUUUGGUAAACAAUGAAUAUUUGCCUCAGCAUCAUCGGUCGUUGAAGAACGCUUUCUCAAAGGUAGUUUUUUAUUUUAUAAAAAGCUCCUUCAUUCUUGUGGUGAAUGUGCGCGAAUAAAUUCCAAGAUAAUGAACCUACGGUGGCUCAGGCCCCUAUUGUAUUGAGUGACAGGGAAACAAGGACGCAAGUCCUUUUCCAGCGUGGCAUGCGUGCUUCCACAGGAGUCAAUUGUACGAUAUAGAUAGAAAGUCCUUUGGCUUACAUUUAAACUCACUAUUGAUGAAGCGUUUUAGAAAAGGAACUUCUCAAGUUAUAGAGUUGUAGAAGAUUUAUUUUUCUGCUAAGCUUACCGGUCUAGGGUCUAGUUGGAGCACAUUUUUACUAGCGCAGGGUAAAGUUUUUCGAAGCCUGGGCUAGUGGACUAGCGUUAGUGUCGAGCACCGCCAAGCCCAGGGUAUGGGUCCUAUUCUUAUGACUUGUGCAUUGACUUAAAUUGUUGUAAUUUGAUCAUCAUGACCAACACCAACAACAACAUGGGUUCUCCAUACAAAGCUCUAUACAUUAAUGUGGGUGAAUCAUUCCUGCAAUGAUUAACCCGUGAAGCCACCAGACGAAGCCACCAACUUUUUGUUGGGAAAUGGUGUCUCAGGAAAGAGGGUAGAAAUUCCAUACUGAUGGCAUGUCACUGCUCAGGUCAAGGUAGUGCUUCUGAUUGGUUGAAGCACAUUUCCCUUGCAGCACGAGCAAUCUCAAUCAAAAGCACUGCCCUGAUCUGAGAUAGGUCAUCACUGUGGAAUUUCUGCUCUUGUUCCUCAGACGCCAUUUUGCGGGCAAACCGGGGGGGGGGGGAUUAGGGGCGACUAUGCGUAUUGUCUCAUUCAGGGUGUCUUUGGCAAAACGCCAUCAUAUUUAGCCGUGAAGAUGUCGUUUACGGUUGCACGCGAAAAAAUAAAAAAAAUAUAUAUUUGAUAUGUACAUUUUUAAUUCGUUUUAUUUACUCAAUUCGUAUAAUCCAAGUUUUCUCAUUUGUAUUGUUUGUGUUUUAACAUGGUCUCUUUUAGGGGUCAAAAAAAGCUUGGGCCACGCCCAGAUCGGUCUCCUUUAGGGGUUUAAUUUAAAAUUUCUGACGAGCAUCCCCACCCCUUUCGUAUGCGGAGUCCCCCCCCCCGGGGGAAACCAGUUGUUGCAUCAUGAAAUGUCGCCUGUUUUCUCAGACUUGUGAAAUUUUGAGUAAAUUCCAGACCACUGAAAGGCACAAAAGUCAAUUUUACCUGGUAGAUUUGGUGCCUUUUCGCAAGACCGUCAAAUUUAUACCUUUGUCGGAGACUCCCAGAUAAUUAGGGAGAGUAGGCAUUUAAAAAAAUAAUAUAAUGUAAGUAAAGUGUCCCACCAUUUUUGUCAAUAACAAAUCUCUUCAGGUUUCAGAAACCCAAGAUCUUUGCAGCUCUUAAAGCAGUUGAGACAGACAUCAACAUGAUCGCCACUCUCUUUGGGUAAAUAUCCACUUACAUAUUCUCCACAUUCUUGUCUAUGCAUUUCCUGUGGUUCUGAUGAGGAGAAUUUGUUUAACAAUCAACACUUUGCUGACCAUAAUAUAAUACACUCGAACCUCCCUAAAGCGACCGCCCAAAAUGCGAAGACUUAGUGGUCACGUACGGGUACUGGUGGCUUACAAGAAUCGAACGACAGGGGGUCUCUUCCGAGAAGAGGCCAGGACACAUCUACUGUAAGGAAGAUAAUUCAUUGCAUGUAAUUUCUAAGUUGCAAUGUGUGUAGUUUCAUGUUGUUGCUAAAAGUUUUCCCUAUACUCUGAGUAGCAUAAUUAUUACAUACAGCGAACAUAGAGAUCUGACCGUGCGUCAAGUGGUAAAUUACAAGAGGUUAAAAACAUUGGAAGAUUAUUAAACCAUAAGCCCCGAAAUGCGGCCACGGUCGCUUACAGGAGGUGGUCAUUUACCAGAGGUUUCAACUGUAAGGUUUUGACCGUGAGAACUUUGGUGUUUUCGAUAGGUGGGUGGUGAUCCCACAUGGGAGUUAGACUGUAUCAUUACCAGGGUAAUGGUGAUGGUGGUCCCACAUGGGAGUUGUACUGUAUCAUUACCAGGGUACUGUGUAGCCUGAAAAAAAAAAAAAUAAUAAUAAUAAUAAAAAAACAGCUGCCAUUUUGCAACACCACCUUAUGAUUUCCACGCAAAAUGACGUCUGAGGACCGAGUGCAGAAAAUCCAUUACGUGUCACUACCCAGAUCGGGGUAGUGCUCCUGAGUGGUCAUCCCAUGUGGGAAAUUUGCUUCAACCAAUCAGAAACACCAACCAGAUCUUGAUGGUGAUGCGUCAUCAGUAUUGUAUUUCUGCGCUCGUUCCUCGGACGUCAUUUUGCGUAGAAACUAGUGGUGGCAUCACUUCUAUGACGGCUGUUUUCUUAGGCCAGGUACUUUUGGUUUUCAGAAAUUGUAAUCAAUGGAUUAAUUCAGUAGAGGGUUCUGCCCUUGGCUCGAUUGCUUACUGACACAGAGAUAAAAAGUUUUUAUUUUUUCAUUCAUUUAUUUUAAUUUUAACAGAACAGACAUGAGUUCCAGUGAAGCAAUAACCCGGGGCCCUGUUGGAUUCGUUACCCCAAGGCAGGGAGGUGAGGGCAUUUUAUAGUCAACAUUUAUACAACUUUAAUACAGUAAAUCCUCUAUGAAGUCCCCCCUCUCAAAAAAGCCCCCUCCCUCCAAUAAGCCCCCCUUUUCAAGGGAAGAAAGUUAAUAAGCCUCCCUCUCCUCCCCUUAUUAUUCUUCACUAAUAAUCUAUAGACUGUAUCAAUCAAUCACGAUCGUAAAACGUCGUGUGGACUUAUCAAGGAUGGUUUAUUUACCAACUGGAAGUUCGGAUUUGAUUCUGAUCCUCGGCUGCAUGACCUAAAACUUCUUGUACUUGAGCUUUUCUACUAUGUAUUCUAGUUCUUUAUGGAGGGUAAAUAGAGGAUUUACGGUAGUCAAUAUUUAUUGCAUAAAGUAUGUUUGGAAAAACUACACAAAUAAUUGAAGAACACUAAAAUUUUAUUUUGACUUUUAGUUUUAUCAUUAAUAGUACAGGUUCUUGUUAUUAGGUCGACGAAUGCGGCUAGCUUAUUUCGCUUCACCUUACGAGCUACUGGAUGUAGAAAGACCUGGACAAGAUCGCCAGUUUACCAGAGAAGGUACCUACAUAAGCCUAAACAGCUAGUAGUAUUUUGAGUUACUUUGCCCCCCGCCCUAGUGGGCUGUUUAAUGUAAUUUCCGAACCCUUGUCCAGCUAAUAGCCAAAAUAUACCCCACCCUGGGUGAGAAAUAGAGGGCAAAAAAUUCCCUACCCCGAGUCCAAUUUGCAACUCCGUAAAGGGGCUUUUGUCACGGGGGGAUCGGCUGUCUUUUUUUAAAUAUUAUGUAAUUUUGGAACCCUUGUCCAGCCAAUUGCCAAAAUAUACCCCACCCUGGGUGAGAAAUAAAGGGCAAAAAAUUUCCCGCCCCGAGUCCAAUUUGUAACUCCUUAAAGGGGCUCUGUCACGGGGGGUCGGCUGUUUUUUUGUAAUAUUCGGCCAAUUACGCUUCCUUAUGCGCUAUGAAACUUCAUGUUUUAAAGGAAGAAAUCACUUGUAAAUGAAAAAAUCACAGCUUCUUGCCCAACAAAUAUACUUCCUGACAAAAAAUGAAAUUUGAAAAACUGUUGGGCUAACAAGUUUUCAAAAACCCACUAUUGCAACCCGUUUUAGUCCUUUUUCAAGUUUGCCAAUCCGUGCCUUCGCUCGUAUUAGCUUUGGUAUUCAUACCUUUUUUAAUGUUUUGAUCUUUUAUUCUUAAGUUUAUUCCAAUUUGGUGGCAGUUUCUACUGGUAGAAUUUUGAUAAAUAGCGUGACACAACUCCUACUACAGGAUGAAUUGUCACCAACUUUUCGCGCAAAGAUGUGUUCGAUCAUUUGAGAGGCCAAAAUAAGUAGUGAUUGGUAAAUGGUUGCAUUUGGAUACCAUCAAUUUAUUUAGCUUUGGUCCCUCCAAACGAUCCCUGAAAUCAUUGCGCUGAAAGCUUGUGUCCAUUCUUUCUUAUGACGCCGAGAAUUCAAACAGACGUGGACGACACGAAGUUCCGUUACCAUGGUUUGACAUUUACCACUUUAGAAAUGAGAAGGUAACUAGGGGUGAAAUGAGUCCGGCGAUUGUUUCAAGGAUCGUUACCGAGGACGCACCGGUCAGCUAUUGGCCAAUUUUGUCCCCGUCCCAAUUUGCAGUCUUUGCAAAAGUCAACUCACCCCAUUCGGAAGUGGCAAAUAACGCCUUGACGGCGUCGAAUUGGUUAAAUAAAAACAUUAUGUACAGGCUUGAUGGUUUCAUUGUUUUUGACAGACCCUCCUCCACGAGACUUUGGUUACCAGGUAUCCGUGUCAAUGGAGCAGUCAGAGAGGACUUCACUACCCACAAGUCCCCUGAUAAUGGAGCCAAUGCGUUAUAACGUGCUGGGAUGGGAUUCCAAGUAAGAGUCAUGAAUCAUACCCUCAUAACGUAGUAAAUGUUACUGCUAUUUUUCUCUCUACUUACAAACUCGUUCCCAGGGGCUGCGAUCCUUUUGGUCAACACCGAGGAUCGUUCUGCUCUUCAAGGAUAAUAUAGGCUGUGAGGGCGAGAUUUUCUCUCCUUAGCUGUACUUUAUUUAGGUAUCCACAUCCACCUAGCGCGAGGAGUGUGUACAUCGUAUGAACCUUACAUGCACAAUAAAACUCGAGGUUAAAAUCGCUUCUCAAAGAGCAGCAGAAAUAGGAAUAAAACGUAAACGGGCCUUGUAGCAGUCAGUUUCCAUUCUCUUUAAGUCUAAAGAGUCCUGGUCCCUGUAGUAGAGCAGGAGGCUCAUCAAGCCUCUGAAGUCGUCAAAGCCAAAACUUCUGGACUAGUCAAUUUUGGGGUCAUUAUACGACUCUGGGAAACUACCCACCUACCCCUCCCCUGAGCCAACAUCAACACUUACUUCUUUCUUAGGGCAAAAUGUUGGAUUAGGGGAGGGGUAGGUUGUUCUAUAUCCUCAAACUGAAUUUCCUAGUGAGAGCGCGAAAACGCGCGAAAAGGACUGUACCUGGGCUUUCGGUGGUCAAUUUGCUGCUCUGUCAUUGGUCAAUCCGUUGUUUAGAUGUGCGCGCGUCGUCAAAGCUCGCUGUCGUCACUGACUGUUGUCACGUUCAUUUUUGCUAAAUCUGUCUAUUAAAAUGUCGUCCUUUUUUAACAGCAUUAAGUACCAGUCAUUAAAUGACAACAACAGCGAGGAGUUCCAGGCAUCAUUUGUGCUCGAGCUCUGUAAACCCCUUCCAGCUUCUGUGGAAGUUGUGCAAAGAAUCUAUGAAGUCGUCGGUAAAUCAGGUAAAGAAAGAAGUAGGCUAUUGGUAAAACGUGUCAAGUCACGUGAAGAGCACGUGAAAGUCUUUCCUUUAAGUAUUUACUUACUUUUUGUUAUUAAUGCACAUCACUAUCCAUUACUACACAACACUGUCCAUCACUACACAUCACUGUCCAUCACUACCCAUCACUAUCCAUUACUACACAUCACUGUCCAUCACUACAUAUCACUAUCCAUCACUACACAUCACUAUCCAUUACUAUACAUAACUAUCCAUUACUACACAUCACUAUCCAUUACUACACAACACUGUCCAUCACUACACAUCACUAUCCAUCACUACACAUCACUGUCCAUCACUACACAUCACUAUCCAUCACUACACGUCACUAUCCAUCACUACACAGCACUAUCCAUUACUACACAUCACUAUCCAUCACUACACGUAACUAUCCAUUACUAUACAUAACUAUCCAUUACUACACAUCACUAUCCAUUACUACACAACACUGUCCAUCACUACACAUCACUAUCCAUCACUACACAUUACUAUCCAUCACUAUCCAUCACUACACAUAACUAUCCAUUACUACACAUCACUGUCCAUCACUACACAUCACUAUCCAUUACUACACAUCACUAUCCAUCACUACACAUCACUGUCCAUUACUACACAUCACUGUCCAUUACUACACAACACUAUCCAUCACUACACAUCACUAUCCAUUACUACACAUCACUGUCCAUUACUAACUUAUUUCUUUUUUUAGCUAGAUUCAUUCCAUAAUUCCGUUUCUGGAUAUUGCUUUCGUUAUCAAAGAAAUCUUUCUGCAAUAACAACAACAAAUAUAAAAUGGAGGCUUAUUGAAUCUAUUGAACAAUGAAGAUGACUGCUCCCCAAAAACAGUCAUGGCAAAAUUAAAGGCAAGAUUUAUAUAGCUGAAAUAAAUCCUGUCUUGAGAACUAGCGCAAACACAUGGAUGAUCCUGCAUUGCAGAUGGAAGUGAAAUUUGUAAGUUUUGAGAGGAGAGAAAAACCGGAAUUCCUGAAGAAUAAACUCUAGAUACAAGGAGGAGAAUCAACAACACUAGAAUUCGACUACAAGAAAAGUCGAAGCCGGGGAGAUUUAAAAAAUAUACUUAAAGAGAGAGAGAAUCAAAACAGUUAAUUUCAUAUACAGUCGAACCCCGCUAUUUCGAAGUCCCAAGGGAAAUGAAAAAAAGUUCGAAAUAGCGGGGCUUCGAAAUAACCGGGGAAGCGUAAAGGGGAAGGGUAAAUCCGAGGGCAUUCGAUCUUCCUUCGAAAUAGCGGGGACUUCGAAUUAACCGAGUUCGAAAUAGCGAGGUUCGACUGUAGUAUAUUGAAAGAUAUUGUUCCAUCGUGGUGCUUAUUUGAUAGUGUUCGUGUGAUAGUCACUCUGUUAUUGAUGGCGAAGUUUCGACGGCAAACCGCCAGUCUUCAUCAGGCGAUGAUGUCGAUUUGCUGUGGGACUAUUAGUAGUAAUGUGGCUUGUAGUGAUUAUUAUUCACGGAGACAACAGUUUAUUCUUUAUCUGUUAUGUCUUGUAGGAACUUUCACUCAUUCUUCAAGAGUACCUAUCGACAGUCUUAUCAUAAGAGAGGUAAGGUGUUCAGCAAAGUUAAUUAGCUUGUGUGGUAAUCUUAAUGUUCUCAUUUGCUUAAUUUUGUCUGUUUGCUUGUUUGCUUGUUUGCUUGUUUUUUUCUUAUGUUACCGUUUGUUUUCACUUCACAGUGGUUAAAACAGAAAAAUGUUUUACCAAGUGAACAUGGGAACACAUAUUAUGCGGUAGGUUUCAAACGAUUGCGAAAAAAUGUUAUUUUUUCUCAGCUCCAAGAAUAAGCUACAGAUUUUGCUGCUCUUAGCCCCAGUUGUAGUUUUCCCGUGUUUGGUACUGCGUCAAUCGUACACAAUGUUUUAAACCAGAGAAGAGGCGAGAAAUAAAGUAGACGGCACUCCAAGGUGGCGGUUGAACAACAACGUGCUUUAUUCACGAAAACAAGGCUAUGAUGGGACUUCUUUCAUAUAUCAACAUUAUAACAAGCACAGGUUGCGUGCUUUCUUGCGAAUGGAGCCAGUUAUAAGCCACAAUUUAGUUGACGUCACCUUUUACACCCAAAAUACUCUCGAAGCAGUUAAAGAAAUAGCAUUUUUGGUGAGAUUGAUAGAAACGCUGUGAACGCAUAUCAGCCAUUUUAUCCCAAGCAUGACUAAUCGAAAUUUAAGAAAAGGCAACGUUGAAAUUUGCCUAUUUAAGCGACUAUAAAGGUAACAACUGCGGCUUUCAUUUAAAGGAGGUGUGUUGCACUAUCUACUCUAUUAUGUUUCUAAAAUAGCUAAAACGUGUCUUCGCAUCAAAAAUAAUGGUCCAGUUUGAAAACAGAAACCUUUCUAGAGUUGAAUUGAACAGUAAUUAUUGCCAACUUUUCAGCAACGAUUAACAGAGGAAGCAAACGAAACGCUCACCAUUCCACAUUACCAAUUCGAUUCUCGUUGGCGUCGUCCAAGAAUCCAUCGGUUGAGUCAUCCGAAGCAGAUUAUUCUUUUGAAAAGGUUGGCCGAAACUGGUACGACUCAACUUCCACGUUCAAAGUUAAAAAAAUAUGUAAUAUAUAAAUAUAAACAAGGGCAACGGUGACAAAAAAUGGGAACAGGAGCAAGACCCACUGAAGACAAAAAUUCAGCAAAAGAUGAUCGCUUCAGCAAGCUCACAAACUGUGACGUCACGUAGUCUAAAGCUCGUUUCCAUGUUCUCCAGUCAAUCGCGCGGUCAUUUCAGCAACAUUUUCGUUGAACUCUUCGGCAAUGCUUUGAUUUUUAUCUUUUACUGUCUAUAAAGGCUUGGGAAGAAAAAUCUUUGCCCAAAUCUCACUUAGGAUGGUUCAUUUUAGUAUUUGGUGAGGGUAAAACAACAGAAGAGAAACAGACAAUUUUUUUGUUCAUUUGACCUUUAAGGCUAUAUUUAAUUAGGCAAUGAAACUGUUUCUCGUAGUCUGCCUGUACUGGUUGUAAGGAUGGACAUGGAUCGAAUCUGGACAAAAUUGGUGCAGCUUUUUCGAGAUUGAAUGCUGUGCCUGCAGAAACCACAAAAAUAACUACUGUGGUUAGUGCUCCCGAAUGGAGGAGCAUUUUUUGCAUCGGUAAAGACUUCAGCUCGGAACUGACGUAAAACAGCAAUAUCAUAUCCUCGUUACAUAGUCCAUUCUAAGGAGCCCUUAGAAAGUUUUCAGAGUCCAAUUUCCAUUCCUUAUUUUAUUAUUGCAGAGUUUGCCUCAACACUACCAUGUUUAUCACGUGACAGAAAACCAGUCAACUACAGACGAGCUCGUGCAGCCUUCUGGGAUGGGUCUGUUGCUGUACAGAAUCGCAUUCACUCAUCCAAGACAUAUUCCAAAAAUAAUCGAGGUGAGACAUCACUGUGUAUCCUCUCCCCCCUGCUCAGCACGAGCUUUGAUCUCACCUGGCUAACCCCCCAGCGCAGUUUUGCUAAUCUCAGGAGUCCCGGGCUUAACCCCAGCCAGAGUAUAGUCUAGUAAUAUCAUGCUGGCAGCAUUCAAGAUCUUGUCUCAGUUAUGUUCUUAGCAAUAAUAAUGAUGUGAUGAUGUUUAACCUUAGGUCUUGUUCUCGUCCUUCGUUUAUUAUCUGUAGUUGAUUCGAAGGGGACAAAAAAAAUCCACACUACUUUUCUAAUAUUAGGGGAAGUUUUUGAGGUGGUUUGUUUUAGCUUUGCAUCUUUGAUCAAUUCACACGUUCUAUAAAAAAGUCAUGGGUUUGUGGGUUACAGUAAGGUCCUAAGUAGACCGAUCAGCGGAAACCAGCAGCGCCCUUGUAUGCUUCUUCGUUUGUUAGUUUUUCUACAAAUAAAUUCUCUGUCAGAAAUCCCGCUACUGAACUCAUCGGUUUGUAGUCUUGGUUUUGCCGUUCAAUUUUUUUAAAGCACGAAAGCACCUUCUGAAGUGAAAAAUCGAAAGAAACCUAGAGAUAGAACAGACUAGACUGUCGGUCAUUUAGCGACUUGAAAACCUCGACUGCCGGUCAAUGAGACAUUUUGUUUGUUAUAAUGAUGACAUUUUAUACCUGGUUGUUUUAAUUUCAGUUGCUGCGGAGGCAAGCAAUGUUUAAUACGCUGAUGACGAGUGCGUUUAGAAGUCAUGAGCCCCUUAAGAAAAGUAAGUGUUCUUCGACUUUCGGAAAUAAAGAAAACCGCACGAGUAAUGCGUUUCAAAUCUAAUUGUUCAUAUAUUGUGUUUAUUUAGAAGAUGGCAGUGAGGAAUAUCUGUUUGAAUUGCGGUCAUGUGAUCCUUUUACUCUGACAGUGACAUUUGAACAUCCCUGUACUCCGAGCAUGGCAUCCAGUAAGUAAGAAAUAACGCAGCUAACCCUCGGCGAAAAAAGAGACGUGAACAUGCAAGAAAACAAUUUUGAAAGCGCUUUAUGCAUUCAUAGGCAAAGUUAGCUUUACACUCGUGACGACUUUUCCCCUUCUUUGCACCGCUGUCUUUGUUUGUUUGAUUGUUUGUUUGCUGUUUUUUUUACUCGGUCUCUGUGCCGUAUGCUUGUUUUCCCGCGCUUUUCAUGGUUGGCUUGUUUGCCGAACUUUGCAGCUCUGUUUUCCCGCGCUUUUCUCGGUAGAGUUGUUUCCCGCUUUUAAUACCUUAGGCUUGUCCUGCGUGUUACAUCACAGGCUUUUUCCCCGCGCUUUGCAACGAAGGCUUGUUUUCCCGCGCUUGACUUGAUUAGCUUGUUUGCCGCCUUUUACAGCUCUGUUUUCCUGCGCUUGCAACCUCUUUCAUGACUUGCGCACUUGGCUUGGGUUACACGUUAUCUGCACUUGGCACCGCCAAGUAUGUUUUAUAUAUUUUGCUCUGAAUUCCGGUUAGCUUGCAAGCUUCAUGUCGUCUUUCUGUUAUGUAUCAUUAUAAGAUAAAUGUAAAUGUUUGGAUUUACUUUAACUGUUCUUUAAAUUUCAGUCGACGUUCACGUGACUGCUGAUCACACAAUCAAGGCAACCCUCAAUACAGUCCCAGGAAAACCACUUUUUUGUUCAAAUGAUUACAUCUCUAGAGUUUUUGAGAGGUGCGUUAUUUCCGAAGUACUUCGCCGUGCAGCCAGUUGUUUGUGUUGUUUAAUUAGCUCUGCUAAUUUUUUGCUUGUUUGCCCUUGAGGCAUGGGCCUUUAUUAGCCUUAACCCAUCGCAAAAACAGAGGCCUCACCACCGUCAUGAAUGUCUCCUACCCUUUCCGAAAAGUGCUGUAGGUUCUUUCGAAUAGGCGAAUCUUUUCUGACGUCAUUGUGUACAGUUUUCCUCAUUAGCGUACGACUUAACUCUUAGAAGCCGUGGCCGUAUAUUUGAAGUAAAUGCAAAAGUCGAAAAAGCUGGUUAAAUUGAACAAUUUGUGCAAUCUUCAGCUCUUUGAAGCAAUUUUGAAGGAAAUAUCAGCCAUCAAAAACUGCGAAAUUGCGGCAUGGCAAAAAAGUUAAUGACCCAUACAUUCUUUGUAAAAUUUCGAUUCUUUAGAAGAGAAUUUCUCCGAAACCAUUGGGUGUAUCGGGCUCAAAUUUUCAGAGAUAACUGAAAUUAUUAUACUCUUUCAGUAUUCAGAGUUCUUAUUUCAUUAGCGUCAUCAGUAGUGAUAAGCAUAUGUUAAUGUGGCAAAAAGUGUAAAGAAAGAUUCGCCUGUUAUUAGGGAGUUUUAGCAACGACGACGACAACGAGAACGUCAAAAAAGCAAUAGGUUUAGAUUAGCAAAACAACAACUUUGUACGCGCAUUACGCCUUUUUGUACAUUUAUUUGCCGUCACUGCACGACUACGACGUGAAAAUGCCUAAUUUCACGUUUUACGGAUGACGUAAACAAGCUAGGACGAAUUUUACUCUCUCUUUCUAAACAUGAAUGCAGUCCCCUAGUAAUCAACUCCAGGGAAAUUCGCUGACAUUUGACGUUUUCAGUGAAUUAGAAUAAACGCGACAAAUAUUUAAAAAAACGGAAAUUCACUUUAAAAGUGACGUUUUUUGCUGCUGUGGAUCGUCGUCGAUGCUAAAGCUCCCUCAACGUCGACGGCAAAACGUCACCAUAAAAAUGAAUUCGCGUUUCUUCAAACAUAACAGAUCGCUCAAAAUGUGGAAUGUAUGCGAACUUUCCCGGAGUUCAAUUCUUGAUGACCGCACGCAAGGAAAGAAAGUGAAAGAUAAGUUCUUCGGCUGUUGGCAUCCUCCAUAAGAAGUCGCGUAAGCAAAUUUCACAUCAGAAAAUAGUCAUCGUGAAAUAGCGGCAAAGAAAUGAACCAAAAAGUGUAAUGCACGUGCAGAGUUGUUGUUCUGCUCUGCUCUCAUGAAGCUCUUCAAAACUUUUUAUUUCAUUCGUUCUUCCUCGCACGAAGCUCUAUUAUUUUAUGGCUGGGUCCAUAGAUUUUGCUGUUUGUUUAUUGUUUUCCUACCAAAUCUUGUGAGCUGUUCUGAGAGCUUCCAGGUGGCCCGUUUUGCUCAUUAAACCGAUUCCUUUUUAUGACGCUCUUGUUGCCGUCGCCGUUGUCGUUGCACUUGCUUAUUAAGAAGGGUGAAGGAGAACAUGCUAACGGAUAAAAGUCAUCGCCCACUGAUGCCGUCAUCUGAAUCAUAGUUAAUAGCAUUGAAUUGUUAUAGAGCAGGUCAGACUCCUUUGUUAUAUGUCUUUUUUUUGUGGACUUGAAGGUGCACAACGUUCAACAGCAUUGCAUUCCUAUCAUUUUUAUCUUAUGGACCAACAAAAAACGCUGCAUUAAUUAUUCCGUCACAAUUUGUCAACAGAAAACAAAGAGGUGCCUUCAACCUAAACUGCAACACUGUUUUUGUUGUUAUUUUUGAUGUUUGUAGCCUUUCAUAACCAGUCCCCUCUACCUACUAUGUGUGAACUAAAACAAUGGCUGGUCGCUUUGGCAGGGUUCGGACUAAAGAAAUCCCCACUGGUAGACCGACGCUGACCGGUUGGCGGCGCCUCUAUUUAUUCUUAAAGUUGAACUUCUUUUUUAUCGUCAGGUGUCUGUCAAUCCCAGCUGCAAUGCGUUGUAUCAUAAGAAAAGCGCAAAGUGUCAGGUGGGAAGAACUUCCGGUCAAGGCGAGUGAAGAACUUCCGCUCCCCAUUGGCCUGAGUCAACCAACUACCAAGCUUGCCAGCCUGUCACUCCCUCCCAGUGCUGCUCUGUUCGCUGCUGCCGUGGGGACUCCGUCCAACCCGAACACCCCAGUCUUUCAUGGAACUUCUCCAUCGUUCACCGCGUUCACGUUAGAGACGCCUUCACCAACGUUUAGUGCGUUUCCGUUUUCAUCAAUUUCUCCGACAUUUUCAUUUCCAACAGCUGAAGUAAGUGCAGCUGUUCCAGAAUUAGUAACUACGGUUAAGAAGCCAGAAACUCCGAAACAAUCCACAAACCUCAAAAUUACACUGAAGAGAAAACGGGACGACGAGUAUGUUAUCGAGAAAUUCCAUCUCCCCGAAGAAAUGCCGAAAAAUGAAGAGAAUGUCGGGGUACAAGGGGCUGGCACAGUACCAAAAUCAAGCGACACUAUUACGUCAGAUACCAGCACCAUGGAAGGAGAACACUUUUCCUUUGAUCUUGCCGCUAUGUCAGGAGCCAACUUCUCCAUGGGAACUUCAUUCCAGGAUGUGACCGCUGGACUUGAUGGAUCAGCGGUCGUAUCCACGGGAGGCCCCGCUGCUGUACCAACUUCUGAUUCUAUUGCAGCAGUGAGCGCCCUAGGGAUUGUACCCUCGGGAAUCGAGGGAUUGCCCUCUACAGCGGAUCUGUUCGAUAUUGGAGCUGGCGCUGAAGGAACAGAACUGGAAGGGAUUCUUCAGAACCUAUCGGGAGUAUCACAUCUCCCCCCGGACAUUGUCCCUGGGGGUUCGGCUUUGGAUUUUGAUACGGGAUUAGGUAUGUGAGAAUUCCUACAUCUUGACUUUUUUCCCUCCAUAGAUUUUCACAUAUCCCCCGGAUAUUGUCUCAGGGAUUUCGGAUUAGUUACCAUAAAAUUCCGAAAAUAAGCUCCGGGGCUUAUAUUUUUCAAAGGCCCUUUUCGAGGGGCUUAUUUUUGGAGGGGCGUCUAUUCGGAGGGGCUUAUUUACGAUGGGAAAUUUGGGUUUCAAAAUCGAUAGGGCUAGCUUGUAGUGGAAAGGAAAUUUACCAUUUUUGCUUUGUUUUCCUUUGUAUUCGAGGGCAAAUUCCAAGUACAAGCCCCCGGGGGUUUAUAUUCGGAGGGGCGAUUUGACUGAGGGUUUUUUGCGGUACGAUUUUGAGGGGCUUAUGUUUGGAGGGGCUUAUACAUGGAGGGGCUUAUUUUCGGAAUUUUACGGUAUGUUAAUAUUCUUGUCUUCCCAAAAUCCCCGCUUCCGUCUGAAAUAUCUCACUCCACGCAGAGAUUAGUUGAAAGCUUGAAGGAAGGCUGCAAAUGUUUUUACAGGGCGGUCACUAUGAGCUGGGGCCGGGGGCUUUCCCCCUGAUACUAUGAACGUGAUCCCCGGUUUUUUUGAUGGUAAAAUAGAAGAAAAUAAACCCCUAGCCUGUUGUUUUUACCUAGUAAGUUAAAAUCUUCGUGUCUGGCCUGAUUUUUCAGCCAGGUGGUAGAGCAUUUGAAAGUUCUGUACUGGAGGUGAUCUUGUUUUGAUAGAAACCUCACUUCUUUUCAAAUAUAAAUUAUUCUCUUCUGCGUAUAAAUGGCACUGAAGUUUCUACCAAAACAAAAUCACCACCAACGUUUAUUGGUCAGGGCCAGGAGUUGCUGGACUUGAUGUGUCGGACCCAGGCUUCGAUAUUGAUGCGGCCAUUGACGCCAGUGGAGCCGCUGACCCUAGCAUAACGGGAACCGCAGGUACUGUGAAUAACAAGUUUGUAGCUCGCUAAAAUUUCAUUUAAAAUGUUCUGAAAACGUUAUGCACCAAUCAUUUGAAAUCUCCAGAUCCCCUACCCUCCGGGAUGAUUGGGGAUAAUCCGGGGCCUUUCACUUCAUAGUCACUCUAUUUUGGUCCACCGGUAGGUGGAAAUAUUCUAGAAAUUAUGGUCUUCGCUUCCCGGACCGGCAAAUGAGCGAAGCAGUUUCUCUAGAGGAGUUGAAUCGCUCGAUAUUUAAUAGUAGUAGUAUUAGUAGUAAUGAUGAUGAUAAUAAUAAUAAUAAUAAUAAUAAUAAUAAUAAUAAUAAUAAUAAUAAUAAUAACAAUAAUAAUAAUAAUAAUAAUAAUAAUAAUAAUAAUAAUAACAAUAAUAAUAAUAAUAAUAAUAAUAAUGACUUUAUUUACAGUAGCCAUAUUUGGAUAUUUGCCAUCCUUUCUUACCCUGCGCGAUAACAAAAUUCUGGUUAACUUUUUUUUUUAACUUUUACCGUGUAUGUAUGGGGUCGUGAACUAGGGGUGGGGAAGUGGGGGAGUUCACCAUUCACCUUAGCCCUUGGGAGCCAGGAAUUCUCUUGCUUUCACUUGUAUAAAAAGUGAGUGCCUUGGUCAUCCACGAAGGGGGUCAAAGGGUUUCAAACGUCUGGUGCGUGACACUAUUAAUUUUGUUUUUCCGUUUCAGGGGCCUUUGAUGUGGACUCCACAUUGGAUUUUGACCUUGAUCACAUUGCUGGCGUGGGAGGUCUUCCGCCUGACGUCACUUCCGGUACCGAUCUCUUGGCCGUAAGUGGACUGGGUGCAGGUGAUAGUUCGGUUGAUAUUGACAUGACUGGAUCGCAAUCAAAAAUAUAAACCUUGUAGUGAAGAUUGAAGGAGUGAAGAGAGAGUGAGAGCACGAAAACUUGGCCAUAAACUUGGGAUUAAUGUUUUCAAAGCUUGGGAUCGGUACAGGAGCCCUGAUGGGCCUCUGACAAGUAUUGAGUGCUCGUUCGUCUUAGAGAGGUGUCCUUGAGUUACAGAAAAUAACUAAAGAAAAGGAAGGAUCCUAAGUCUCAUAUUAGGGACGUGACGAUACUGCGACGGAGACGGCAACGGGAACGUCAAGCAGGUAAGGGGUGUAAUAAGCAAACCAACAACUCUGCACCUGCAUCAAGCUUUGCUGUCAUUUUUUUGAUCUGGGACGCGGUCCUCCCUCUUCAACUCCAGCUUAAUUUCCCUUCUGAACGAGUUGGAAUAAUGGAAAAAGAGUGUGAAAGAAAGCGAAGUCAGGGUUUCAAUGACGUUUUCACUGCUUCGCCGUUGUCAGAUCGUAAGGUCCCUAUUUUAGAUGUGCGUCUUACAGAGGUAUGCUUUAUAACAGAGUUGACUGUAUUGUAUAUAAUGUAAAUAAUGUAUAUUUAUAUUUUCAUAUUACGAUGAG